AUGCAUAUGAGUUUUGAAAGAUAUGCUGAAACAAAUGUUUUGGCAAUAUUAAUAGGAUAAAAUAAUCGUAAUUAAAAAGAAAGAAAGCAGAUUUUAAAACAUAAAGAAAAGUUCUUAGUGAUAAAGCAGCUUAAUUUCCAAAAAAUCAUACAAUGGCUUUUAUGGAAGUUAGUGCAUUUGAUGGAACAAAUGUAGAUUUAAUAUUUUCUAGACUUAUUAAUGGUAUUCUAUUUAUAAAUUUAGAGAAAUUUAUUAAUUAAUUAGCAAACAGUCAAAUAAGACUAAUCUUUACAGUAGUAAAUGCAGAGUCGCAAUAAUAUGUAAAUCCAAUAAUCUUAAUGA
This is a messenger RNA of Paramecium sonneborni, 342 nucleotides long. The record is from the annotation of a GenBank genome assembly. Lineage: Eukaryota; Ciliophora; Oligohymenophorea; Peniculida; Parameciidae.